CAAACAAGCAACUAAAGUAGAUCUCCUACUCAACUAUUUAUAAAAGGACAACUAGAUCUCGAAACAAUCGCACAGCAAGAAAGUAGAAGUCAAUGGCGAAAGUUGCAGCUUUUGCCGAGAGUUCCAGAUGGUCACUUAAUGGUUUAGCCGCUCUUGUCACUGGUGGCACUUCCGGAAUUGGGCAUGCUAUUGUAGAAGAGCUUGCUGGACUUGGUGCGAAAGUGUACACAUGUUCGAAGACAGAAUCGGAGCUUAAAGAGCCAAUGCAAGAUUGGGCAGACAGGGGCAUUCAAGUAAAAGGCUCAGCAUGUGAUGUAACUUGUAGGGAGCAUAGAGCUCAGCUCAUGGAAAAGGUUUCCUCUGAAUUCGAGGGAAAACUCAACAUUCUUAUAAACAAUGUUGGAACAAACAUUUGGAAGCCCUCUAUCGAAUACACUGCCGAAGAUUAUGCCUUUAUGAUGUCUACCAAUUUAGAACCUUCAUUCCAUUUCAGCCAACUUGCUCAUCCUCUUAUGAAAUCAUCUGGAUCUGGAAGUAUUGUUUUCACAUCCUCUGUUGCUGGUCUUGUCCACGUGGACGGUACUUCUAUUUAUGGAGCAACAAAAGCUGGAAUGAUUCAGCUUACGAAAAAUUUGGCUUGCGAAUGGGGAAAAGAUGGUAUUCGGGUUAAUGCCGUUGCACCAUGGUACACAAACACGCCACUCGUGAAACAUUUGCUCAAGGACAAAACGUUUUCGGAUGCGUUAAUAUCAAGAACGCCUCUUAGGCGUGCAGGAGAAGUUGAAGAAGUUUCAUCACUGGUGGCUUAUCUCAGCCUUCCUGCUGCUUCCUACGUCACUGGCCAGGUUAUAGCAGUUGACGGAGGCUUCACUGUCUAUGGCUUCCAACAGCCUGGGCUAUGAAUGGUUCUUUUGUGAUUGGUAUUAGCUCAUGUUUUUUGUGUUUCAAGUGUGAUGAUCCAGUUGAAAUUAUCAUGAAUAAAAGUCUUGAUCAGAUAAACAUGCUAGCAUUUUCUCGAGUGUUGCCAGUGUAUUUGACAGGCGAUAUUGUAUUGAAGAUAAAACUUCAGAACACACAUUAUAUCUUUUUAAUGUCAAUUUUUUCAGUUUGGGUGU
Molecule: messenger RNA, 1115 nt
Organism: Lycium ferocissimum
Lineage: Eukaryota; Viridiplantae; Streptophyta; Magnoliopsida; Solanales; Solanaceae
Product: tropinone reductase homolog At5g06060-like
Exons: 5
Coding region: 93-902 (269 amino acids)
Molecular function (GO): oxidoreductase activity
Source: RefSeq, a predicted model, not a curated record